AUGGGCGAGCAAGCUCUCAACACGUUAUCAUCCAGAUCACUUGGCAAAAACUACCUUUGGCAAUAUGACAAAGCCGACUUCAACUUUUUGCGCAAUGUGGCAACUGCCACUGAGGGCAGUGAGUACAUGCAGUACCUGAGGCAGAGCCAGCAUGAAAUUCUCAAAGAGGAAGAAAGGAGAUAUCGUUUCCUGGCUGAAAAACAUUGUGGACUUACACAGUCACUACUAUACCUUAUCAACAAGGAGGGCAGUGAGUACAUGCAGUACCUGAGGCAGAGCCAGCAUGAAAUUCUCAAAGAGGAAGAAAGGAGAUAUCGUUUCCUGGCUGAAAAACAUUGUGGACUUACACAAUCACUACUAUACCUUAUCAACAAGACGGGAGUAUCUCUCCAGCAGAGAGCAGAUGGUUGGAAAGAAAAAGUCAGUGAGAGCAGAAGUUCCAGACCUCGAACACCCACUCCAUCAGAUCAAGAAGCUCAGUUGAAGAGCUCUCUGGGCUCUCUGCUGCAGACUGGAGACCGAGAAAUGGACCGUGAGCCGCUGGGCAGAGUGCCCUCUAGAGCCCCGUCUCCUCUCCCCAGUCGUUCCCGCUCCAGCUCUGUGGGCGAGUCUUUGGGUCUAGGUGACGGCCGCUCAUUGAGGGCCAUUGUGUCCCAUCCCGCUUCAUCCAAUCCAGUCCUGCUGCCAUUUGCCCAUGGUGACAUGGUGACUGUGCUCAUACCAGAACCACGCAACGGUUGGCUGUACGGACGCCAUGACUCAAGCCUCCGUCAAGGCUGGUUUCCUGCUGCCUUUGUGACAUCUACUGAAGACUUUCUACCUUUGGGCUCAAGUAGUACGUCGCACCGAAGCCACAGCAUGAACAACCUCCUGGAGCCAACCAGCCAAUCAGAAUAUUCAGACACCCAGGGCUACAGUGACAUCCCGUCCCCAGUGGUACCUAUGCGUCGCGCGUCGGCUGAUCUUCGCCCAAUCUCUCCCCUCCCUGAAAAGAAGGCGGAGUCUAACAACGAGGUCAAGACCAGCCAGAAAACCUACAAUGAGAUUCCGCCUCCAGCCGCACCGCUCCGUCGUGGAUCAGCUGAUUUUCGACCAAUAUCUCCCCUCCCUGACAGGAGGGCGGAGUCUCAUUUUGAGAGCAAAGUAGAGCACAAAAAUUAUAAUGAACUCCUGCUUCCGGCUCCGCCCCUUACAAACUCUCCUCUCCCUGAGCGAAAGACCGAAUCAACCUCUGAGAGGCCAACCACUCAUGGACAACCACCAGAGCACCCGCUUUUUCCCAGAGGAUCAAAUCCUUUUGCCACAGUGAAGCUCCGUCCCACAGUCACCAAUGACAGAUCAACACCACGGAUCCACUGACAGUCGUCGCAAAACAUCGCCUGCAUUCUGACUGGUUCAGAGUCUGUACCAAAUGUCUCAAUUUGUUGAUAAGUGUACAAUUUAAGUCAACUUUAAUAUUAGAAUGAAAAGAGAUUUUUAAACUUAAUUUAAUGGCACUUUUUAAACUAACUUAGUAUUUAAUUUGAAUGGAUAUGUCCAGCUGUAUAGCAUCACUCAGAGCAUUAUUUACAUUUUCUUUCAGCUAAAUCGGGUGACCUAAAUCUUUUGAAAGGGGUUAUUUUAUGAUAAAUGGAAUUAGACAUACUAAAAAAACAUCCUCCAAAAAGGACAAAUGUUACAGAAUAGCUUUAUGAUGUCAGAUAGAUGAACACCCAAGAGUUUCCACAUUUCCACAUCAACACAUGGG
Messenger RNA from Sinocyclocheilus rhinocerous, 1747 nucleotides. Its product is annotated as brain-specific angiogenesis inhibitor 1-associated protein 2-like protein 2. Bases 1 to 1359 code for a protein of 452 amino acids. Lineage: Eukaryota; Metazoa; Chordata; Actinopteri; Cypriniformes; Cyprinidae. Gene Ontology annotation, cellular component: cytosol; nucleoplasm. The record is from RefSeq and is a predicted model, not a curated record. The transcript has 11 exons. Gene Ontology annotation, biological process: actin filament bundle assembly; plasma membrane organization; positive regulation of actin filament polymerization. Gene Ontology annotation, molecular function: protein binding.